Molecule: messenger RNA, 2308 nt
Organism: Apis cerana (Asiatic honeybee)
Lineage: Eukaryota; Metazoa; Arthropoda; Insecta; Hymenoptera; Apidae
Product: U-scoloptoxin(01)-Er1a
Cellular component (GO): extracellular region
Molecular function (GO): chitin binding
Source: RefSeq, a predicted model, not a curated record
GCGCUUUUACACUGGUAAGAUAACAUUUUAUUAAGAUGAUGAACGUUCUUUUUUUGCAAAUUUCCAGGUUUUUUAUCAGAUAAAGGGAUUUUCUGAGGCGAACAUAAAAUAUAUCUAAUCGCAGGUCGUUGCUCAACAACAAGGGACGAGAACGAAAGUUUUCUUUCCCUUCCACCACGACCACGUUGGCAUUUCCCUCCGUGGUACGAUUCUAUUCUCCCAAUCGUAAAAGAAUCGAGCAGACCUUCCCACGAAUGUUACACGGAUUUUGUAAUCGUCCCAAUAUAUAAUUAACGAUAAUUUAAUUCAAGACGACACCUAUCUUCCUACCAGAGUUUUAUCUCUUUAUUCUUUUCUUCUCCGCGUUUAAACCGUGUAAAUCGAAACGAAACAAAGAGAACCUUGUUAUUUACGGUAUUAAAUGAUUAAUCGCGGGAACGAGAAUCUGAGCAAACGUUUGAUCGUAUACGUGGAGAAUAUUCGAAAACGACGCAAUACUUUGUUACCUAAUUCGAUAAAAAAAAUAUGCUAACCGCGGCUAAAAUCAAAACCAUCCAUUUCCGCGGAAUUUGCACGUCAAUCUCGAAAAGUUCGCGAUCAGCAAUUAUGCGCAAUGCUAAUUGGCAUUUGAACGCGCCUCGAAAAUUAAGGGGUUAUCGAGAAAAAGAAGAGGAAGAAGAAGAAGAAGAAGAAGAUGAAGCAGGUAUGGAAAUGAAUGGCUUGAUCGUGUGCGAGAUUCCCGUUUUCCGCUUUGUUCAACUACGACGUUCGUAUGUAAUAAGUACACCGAGGUAUCGGAAGAAGGGAAUUACUUUGGAACUUCCUGCUUUCUUCGACGACGUUUUCUGCAAAUCGGCAAAGUCGAACCGAUUCCGUGCCUCCCUUUUAUCAUAUCAGAGACUCUCGAGAAAGGAAGAGAAAAGACGAUAUUUCAAGGACGUACUCUUCAAGAAAUUCUUGUCAUUCUCUUAAUCCAUCCACUGCUGGCAUGAAUUUUAUUAUAAAUGACUCGAAAAUAUUCUUCCCUCGUCCUCUCGUUUUCACGUGUACAUAGAAACACGGGUAUUGCAUAACCGUCCACUUCGUGUCGAAGUAUCUACGAGUGAAAAAUGUGUAGAGUCGCGGUUGCGAUCGAUGAUCUCCCAUUUGCAGCCACCCUCGUGAGAGGCAGAGAUCGGCGAGAAACGGGGAGAAAAAGUGGAAAAAGGCUGGUUCAAGUACGAUCCAUCGUUCACGAUCCAUUUUCACGGGUGUAAGAGCACGAGAAGGAUUGCGUAAGAGAAGAAUCCGCGGCAUCGACGAGUCCCUCCCCUACCUUCCUGGGAUCUUCUCUUUCUCCGUUCGUCCGGUGUGGGAGCCCCGGAAAAGAGGGGCUCUCAAGAACCCCCCCUUGUUCCUGCUCGAUCUCUAAAGCCAUAUAUAUACCACCACCUCGUGGUGGCAUCCUUCGUGAAAGAAACUUUGCCGGCAACACCGUGGAGGACCGAAUCUCGCGGGCGGAGGAGGUCCAGCGGAUCGGGGCCGUUGAGUGAAAAUCGAUAUACCGAGAUAAAUGAACGCCACGUGGAGGGACACUGCGGAUUAAGCUGAUCUUUGGAUCUUUUUGCGCAAAACAAGAUGAUUUCGCGGUACCAAAUUUUGUGCCUGCUCCUGGUGCUCGCCACGGUUUUACUGUAUCGAGCGAUGGCGCAAGUAGACGGUUACACGCCUGGUGUGGACUAUCCGAUCUACGACUCGGUGCCUUUCGGUCUCACGUUUACCUGCGGAGGCAAAUUACCUGGUUAUUACGCCGAUCCCGAAGCUAGAUGUCAGGUCUGGCAUUGGUGCUUGCCAAAUGGGCGCAUGUUUAGCUUCCUUUGUCCAAACGGUACCGUUUUCAGCCAAUCUGCUCGCGUCUGUGAUUGGUGGUUCAAGGUUGAUUGCAACGAUUCGCCAAGAUUGUACGGCAUCAACGAUGAUCUGUACAGAGACGUGAACGGGAACAAGAUCUAAUAACUAUUAUCUGUGAAUAUUUAAACGCGUGUCGACAAAAAGUAUUUCCGUCUCUUCGACGAGACAGUAUUUCAACGGAAGCAAGAUGCGUGCAACGAGUUGCGAGUUUCUAGCUUGCCGACGGAGAAAAGCAGAGCGCUGUAAUAUUGUCAGACGUUAAAUUACACGACGACGAUCGAACGUUACAAAAUGUUCGAACUUGUAGCUACAUUUUCGAAUAGAACCAGUUAAAAUUUCUCCGAGAAAUUAAUCCAAAUUACUCUUAAUCUCUUUAUAACAAAUUUGAUUCUUCAAUAAAGAACAACAGAUGCAUUAA